Molecule: messenger RNA, 4094 nt
Organism: Chara braunii
Lineage: Eukaryota; Viridiplantae; Streptophyta; Charophyceae; Charales; Characeae
Source: the annotation of a GenBank genome assembly
GCUCUGGUUCCCACCCUUUCAUCAGAUCAGAUCGGACAUUAGAGAUUAUGAAUUGCGUCACGUCGUCGUCGUCGCUAUGGCGGUCGGGAUCGGGACUAGGGCCACGGUUGCGGGGAGGGGCGGUGCUGAUUCGGCUACUCUCGACGCCGAGGGCGUGCCGACGCUUCACGUUGCUGGCCAGGACACGUAGCGUUUGGCAAAUGGAGGCGGCAUCGGGCGGAAGGGCGUCGGCGGCGCCAUCAUCGGCGGCGGAGCUGGCGUCGUGUCCACCGCCAUCGUCGUCGUCAGUGGCGGAUUCGGAGGCGCAGUCCAUGGCGGGAGCCAAGUCGACUUCGGCGGAAAUGGCGGGGCCAGCAGCGCGGGGAGGGGCAACAGAAGCUCGGCGAGGGGCGGCGGACAAUGAGGCGGCUGCGGGCGCCGCUCCUCCAUCUCGCGCCGCGAAGCCGCCCGCUCGUUUGCCUCCGCCGCCACUGCGGGCCCGUCUUACUUGGAAGCGCAUUCUGGCGGGAACCAUCAUGGGCUCCGUUAUUGGCGGCGGCGCGUACGUAAGCACUAGGGACCCCGCCACUUACAGUGACUGGAUAUUUCAGGGUGCGACGUGGGCGACUCCGCUCGUUCGGCUCCUUCCGCCGGAAACCGCGCACAGGUUCGCCGUCACGGCAGCCAAGUACAACUUGGUUCCCCGCGAGUUCCGCGCGGAUCCGCCGUCGCUGAGGGUCGAUUUGUGGGGAAGACGAUUCCUCAAUCCUGUUGGAUUGGCGGCGGGAUUCGACAAGAACGCCGAAGCCAUCGACGGAUUUCUGGGCAUGGGUUUCGGUUUUAUCGAAAUCGGGUCUGUCACUCCCCUUGCCCAAGAUGGCAAUCCGAGCCCAAGGGUCUUCCGACUACCGGAGCAGAAAGCACUCAUCAAUAGCUAUGGCUUCAACAACGAAGGAAUCGUCGCCAUAGCUAGAAGGUUGGGCAUGCAGCGAGCGAGGAAGAAGGUAGGAAACGAGGAAGACGAUGACGACGAAGUAGAAGGUGGUGGUGGUCAAGCCGUAGGAGGAGCAGCUAGUGGAGAAAGCGGCGGGGAUCUGCACACUCUCCGACGGCACGGGAUCGAGACGGGUCUGAUUGGUGUGAAUUUGGGCAAGAACAAGUCGACCGAAGAUGCGGUGUCGGAUUUCGUUCAAGGCGUGCACACUCUGUCCCAGUACGCUGACUACCUGGUAAUCAAUGUCUCGUCUCCAAAUACUCCCGGUCUUCGGAGUCUCCAAGGACGCCGCCAUCUCCAGGAGCUCAUCAAGAGUGUUAUGGCGGCGCGCAGCGAGAUGCAAUGGGGCGACGAGGGCCCGCCACCUGUCCUCGUCAAGCUCUCUCCGGACUUGUCCCGCCAGUACAUGGAGGACAUUGCCGCCGUCGCUCUCUCUCUACGCGUUGAUGGGCUCAUCAUCAGCAACACGACUGUGUCCCGACCUGCGUCCGUACUCGGUCUGCCGAACGGCGAUCGACCCGGCGGCCUCAGCGGCAAACCCCUUUUCGAGCUGUCUAACGCAGCCCUGAGGGAGAUGUACAUCUUGACCAAAGGCAGAAUCCCCAUCGUCGGUUGUGGGGGGGUCAGCAGCGGGGAGGAUGCCUACCUGAAAAUCCGUUCCGGCGCCUCUCUGGUCCAAUUGUACACCGCAUUGGUGUAUGAAGGUCCGUCGGUGGUUCCCAAGAUCAAGCAAGAGCUAGCUGCCUGUCUCGAGAGAGAUGGGUUCAAGAGUGUUGCAGAGGCAGUGGGUGUUGACGUCAAGCUGCAGGUGCAAGAAAAUGGUGGGAGAAGAGGGUGGAGGUCAGUGGAUGCCAUACCUGGCGGCACAAACAGCGUAAGAAGAGCAGAAGGCAGGAAGGUGAAGGCAAACAUCUCCUGUGAGAGUCGAGAACUGGAAGGGAUAAGGAGAGGAGGAAUGGAUAUGGAAAUGAAUUCCGUAAAUGGGUUUGACCCCUCUCUGCAAGCAUCCAAGUACUCACAGUAUCAGAAGGUUGCUUUGGAAGCAGCGAAGGCAGCAGGGGAGAUUAUCGCGGGUGCGUUCAAUGAGUACAAGCGGGUGGACUACAAAGGAGCGAUGGACCUGGUUACAGAAACAGAUCGCCAGUGUGAAGAAGUGAUUUUCAAGCACAUCAAGACUUGCUUUCCUGAUCAUGAGUUUAUUGGCGAGGAGGGAUCGUCGAUUAAAGGGACAGCAGAGCUGACAGAUGCUCCAACGUGGAUGGUGGACCCUCUUGAUGGGACAACGAACUUUGUGCACCGGUUUCCUUUUGUCUGUGUUUCUGUUGCGCUGGUUUUGAACAAGCAGACGGUCGCAGGAGUCGUUUAUAAUCCAAUCCUAAAUGAGAUCUUCACAGCAGUGCGUGGAGGUGGAGCAUACCUCAACGGCAAGAGGAUCCAUGUUUCCACUCAAGAUAGGUUGGAAAAAGCAUUGCUUGCAACUGAGGUGGGCACAAAGAGGGAUAGGGACACCGUUGACGAGACCACAAACAGGAUAAAUGCUUUGCUAUUUAAGGUUCGGUCACUUCGUCUGUCAGGAUCUUGUGCAUGCAAUUUGGCAGGGGUUGCAUGUGGGCGACUGGACAUGUUUUAUGAGAUAGGAUUUGGAGGUCCCUGGGAUGUUGCUGCAGGUGCACUGCUGGUUGAGGAGGCAGGCGGAAAGGUGUUCGACCCGAAUGGAGGACCGUUCGACCUGAUGUCUAGGAGAGUCGCAGCAAGUAAUGCAUUACUCGAAGCAGAAUUCAGCAACACCUUUGCGUCCAACUCAUCAAGUUAGACCACCAGUACCUCCACGGUUUUUGGCCGUUAACACGGUGGCUGAAUCGGUGCACCGCGCGGGUACUGGUGGUUUAAACGAGUGAAUAUCAAGAACAAGAAGGAUAAAAAGAUGAUGAAGAUUCACAGGACAAGGACAAAACGACGGCGAAGGUUCAAGGACACGCAGCCUCUAACAAGCCUAACGGAACGGAGGGCGUUAACGGAAGACACAAACUAACGGAGGAAGGCGCUAACGGAAGUGCAGAAGGGAUCGGUGUUUGUGCAAAAGGGAGCGGGAAUAAAAAGAUAACAAAGAUAUUCAAGGACAAGGACAAAACGAUGGCGAAGAUUCAAGGACAAUGAUUGAAAACGAUGACGACGACGGGGAGAAUGUGAGGGAGCAGGAAGCCUGCAUGAAAAGAUGUGCUUCACCAGCUGGAAGACUCGUUGCUUAGCUAGAUAAGAUGCCGUCAGCAAAGCCCUCCUGACCAGACUGCUGAGCAAGUAAGCAAAACUAGAGAAGCCCUGAGGAGAGUGUUAUAGUAGCAGCAAGAGUUCAUGAGUGGGAGUGGGAAGAAAGGUUCAGGAAGGUAUUCUUUGAAAGAGGCUGCUUGGAGGAUAAGUCUUGGAUCCGUCCUCCUCCUUUAGAGUCUACAGUAUUGAGCUACAAGAGGCAACAGGGAAAUCCGUGCAAUAUAUUCAAUAAAUAAGAAGAGCGACCACUUAUAAUUAUAAUUGGUUGUUGCAUGAAAACUCACAGUGUGUGGUUUGUCAUGCUUGCAGCUGUGAUCUUGCCCAACUGCUAUUUUCGGCUUAUGUUUCACCACAGCCCCCCUUCAUUGUCUUCCAUCAGAAGGUAGGGAGAGGGAGGUAAUCCACUUACUGCACUUGAUGCUUUUAUUGGUUUGAACUUCAAGAAAUUGAGAGUUUGAAGUUGUUGUUCGCUUCCAGCUCCGCUUGCGGAAAGAGUUCAUCGGCUUCGAAAACACUUCAAGAAAGACAUUUGCGGAAAGAAUUCAUCGGGUGGCUUCGAAAAGAGACAUGAUCAAUGUGAUUAUUUCAGCAGCGGAGAGAGGCAGUUUGAGAACUAACCAUUAUCAUCAAGUUCCAUGGCUUGUUGAAAUCUUACUUCCGGUGAUUGACUGGAGGUCUAACUUGUCCGCCAGUUGAUCCAUGAUUGUUGAUUUUUUAUGCGACACAUGCUGUGUCAUGCCAUGACCAAAUUUUGUUCUUAUAAAUUGUGUCCUACUGCAGGUUAUCUUAAGUGUGACAAUUUUCCUGGUAUCUGCCAGGUUGAUGAAAGUGUAAUUGUCUAGGCUACCAGAGU